AUGCCCGAGUUAGCGGAAAUCCACCGCAUUGUGCACUUCAUUCGCCAGCAUUUGGUUGGGAAGACACUGUCCAAAGUACAAGCACAAAAUGAUGACAUUGUCUUUGGCAAAGUUGGCACCAGUGCUGUCGAAUUUCAAAAGGCGAUGCAAGGGAAAAAGGUUGUGGGUGCGGGUCAGCAGGGAAAAUACUUCUGGAUCACCAUGUCUUCACCACCUCACGCUGUGAUGCAUUUUGGAAUGGCUGGCUGGCUGAAAAUUAAAGAUGCUGACACUUACUACUACCGAACCGACAAACCUGCCGAUCAAGAAUGGCCUCCUAAAUAUUGGAAGUUCCUGCUAGAGACAAGCGAUGAACCCAAAACAGAGGCAGCAUUUGUAGAUGCCCGCAGACUUGGUCGCAUCAGGCUGGUGGAUUGCCCAGCGGAUGAGAUUCGAGACCAUACUCCGCUCAAAGAGAAUGGCCCCGAUCCGGUCACUGAUAAAGAAGUUGUGAAUGAGGCAUGGUUGGAGGAGAAAUUAGGAAAGAAGAAAGUGCCAAUAAAAGCUCUUCUGCUCGACCAGGCCAAUAUCAGUGGAAUCGGUAAUUGGAUGGGUGAUGAAAUUCUUUAUCAUGCCAAGAUACAUCCAGAGCAGUACAGCAACACUUUGAAUAGUGAUCAGAUCAAGGCGCUGCACUUUUCGCUUCAUUAUGUCUGCUCAACCUCCAUUGGUGUGCUAGCAGACUCGGAGAAGUUCCCUGAGAAUUGGCUUUUCAAACAUCGAUGGGGUAAAGGCAAAAAGAACCAGCCAGCAGUUCUUCCCAAUGGAAAUAAGAUCACUUUUCUUACUGUUGGAGGCCGAACAAGCGCCGUCGUUCCAGCCGUCCAGAAAAAGACUGGCGCAGUUGCUAAAGAUAUUGAUGAGGAUGUUACCAAUGGCACACCAGCGAAUUCGAAAAGAAAACGUGCAGCCCCAAAGAAGGUGGACAGUGAAUCGGAAGCGGAAAAUACAACAGAGACAAAGAAGCGAGGCAUUUCGAAGCAAAAGAGAUCGACAAUAAAGAGUGAAGAUAUGGAAGAGAAAAAGUCAAAGCCAGCCAUUCUUAAAGGCCGCGAAGAAGAGAUUUCAACGCAAGUUUAG
Penicillium soppii is the source of this 1119-nucleotide messenger RNA. RefSeq names its product putative formamidopyrimidine-DNA glycosylase. Gene Ontology annotation, cellular component: nucleus. The transcript has 3 exons. The record is from RefSeq and is a predicted model, not a curated record. Gene Ontology annotation, molecular function: DNA-(apurinic or apyrimidinic site) endonuclease activity; zinc ion binding; DNA N-glycosylase activity. Gene Ontology annotation, biological process: base-excision repair. Lineage: Eukaryota; Fungi; Ascomycota; Eurotiomycetes; Eurotiales; Aspergillaceae. Bases 1 to 1119 code for a protein of 372 amino acids.